This is a messenger RNA of Penicillium bovifimosum, 1614 nucleotides long. RefSeq lists its product as uncharacterized. The record is from RefSeq and is a predicted model, not a curated record. NCBI's taxonomy places the organism in Eukaryota, Fungi, Ascomycota, Eurotiomycetes, Eurotiales, Aspergillaceae. The transcript is spliced from 2 exons. The coding region runs from base 1 to 1614 and encodes 537 amino acids.
AUGGAGCCCCUUUCCCCUCGGGCGCUUAACGAUUGCCCCGUAGGCAAGCAGUGGUAUGUCUGCACGGCAGGCGACUUCCAUGGAUGCUGCUCAACCGAUCCGUGUACAUCGGGCGUUUGUCCAGACUUCGACCCCGACGACAAUGGUGAUAGCUCGAGUCCCUUGACGGAGCUUACGGAUCUGGUGCUAACAAAAACUGCGCCAGGCCCUAUGGUGCCCGACGUACCUCCCAGGACCACGACUACUUCUGUGGCAGCUCUGCCUGAAUCUACCUCUGCGGAUACGACGGCCUCUGCGUCUUCCCCAAUAGUGUCCUCGACUAGCUCCGAAAUAGCAGCAGGUUCGGUGGCACCCUUACCCUUGGAGGAAACCCCGGCCUCAGAGACAUCCACACCUACACUCCCAGUCACAAGCGAGGCUUUGGAUGUUCCUACAAGUUCUGACACAUCUAUUGUCACAGGAGCUACAACGGGUGCCACAGCGGCGUCUUCCGUCCUUGCCGCCAGCAAUGGAAUCGCAUCUCCAUCCAGCACUCCAUCCGACACCCCAAGCACCGCAUCGUCAAAUCUAGGCGCAAUAAUUGGCGGCGUAGUCGGUGGCGUCGGGGCCUUGAUAAUAUGCGCCAUCAUUGUCUUCUGCUGCUGCCGCCGGAAGAAGAAAACCGGGAAAUACUCAAGCCUCGCAUGGUACCCAUCCAAAGCCCGAAAAGAGCGAGCAACCGCAUCAGAGAUGAAAGGCCCCAUAUCACCAUCCGACAGCGAAGCAAACACCUCCUCCUUCUCCCCGUUCACGAACAGCACUAGACCCAAUACCCUUCUAUCCCCCGAUCUAACCCUCAGCAACUCCUCAACAACAAACCUAAGCACCCACUCCUCCCCUAGCAAAAAGCCCCUAAUCCCCCCAACACCGCCACACACAAACGAGCUCUUCGCCUCCGUCCCACCGCGCCAGGGCUUCACCCCGGAACUCCCAGACACAGGCUUUUACCGCGUCCGCGCCGAACUAGCCUCUCACGCCCCAAGCGAGCUAAUAAACCUCCCAAUGGAGCGCCGCCGACAACAGAACAUAAUCAAGAACCGACCCGGUCCGAGGUCCUGGGAAUCGCCCGCCCUAACGCCUAACAGCCAAACAAGCCAAAGCCCUCCCCUGAGUAUAGGGAACAGUACCAGCACAGCCCACAGCCGCAGCCAGAGCGAUAGCACCCAGCCAAACAGCCAGAGUGGACGCGUUGUGACGGCCGAGGGCGUCGUACUGGGCGCAAAUCUGGAUCGGUAUUCUACUGGGCUUGAAAUUGGGGAGCGGGUGAGGGAGGAGAGGGAGGCGGGGGGUAGAGAGCGUGGUCCUGAGCAUGUUAUGAGUUUCAUGCAGUAUGCUGAGAGGCCUGAGCGGGAUGGGCUCGGGAUUGCGAUGGGUGGGCAGAAUUCUGGUGGUUCUGCUGGUGAAGAGAGUGUGUCUAGAGUUCGGAGGAGGCCGGUAGAGAGGAGUUUGCAGGAUGAGAUUGUUGCUGUGGAGGGGGAGGGGGAUGUGCCGCCAGCUUAUGAGGCUGAAGAAGGGGGGUCGGGGGAUCUUAAGUCUCCGUCUGGGAGGAUGGGGAUGAGUAUGAGGGGUGGUUGA